Messenger RNA from Caenorhabditis angaria, 1144 nucleotides. NCBI's taxonomy places the organism in Eukaryota, Metazoa, Nematoda, Chromadorea, Rhabditida, Rhabditidae. The record is from the annotation of a GenBank genome assembly.
AUGUCUCGCAACUACUAUGGAUUCUUAUCAAUUGCACUUAUUUUCACAGGUUUUCACUUUUUUCCGGAUAGUUUUCCCUUUUUCCAAUAUUGCGUUUUUUUUCAGUAGUAUUAUUUAUUAGUGUGGAAGCAAGAUACAAACGACAAACUUAUCAAUAUGACCCAUAUUUGAUGUCUUAUGCACAUCCACAUCCAGGAACAAAAGUUCAACAAGGAUAUUUGGCCAGAUAUGCACCACAAGAUUGGCCAAAAUGGUUAGUUUUUUGAAUAGUUUUUCUGGUGAAGCUGGAAAAAAUGACCCAUUUAUAUUUGAUAAAUGACUUUUUGAAACUUUUUAUCCCACAGAAUUUCGAUUUUCCAAGCGGAAAUAUAGUUUAUUGAGAUCAUUUCUUAAAAACAAAGAAUAUUUUCUAGUAAGAAUGAAAGAGAUAUAGAACAUUUAUUCAAAUUUUUAAAAAUUUUUAAAAUAAAACCUUGCUCAGAGUUGAAGAGUAGCAAACUUCUUAUAGGGGAAUCGAAAAAUCUUAGAAGAAUAUGUUCAAUUUUAUCUCAUAAAUUUUGGGUUUUUGAAAAUCAUUUCGUUAUUGUGAAGUUAUCAGAAUUUGCGAAAUUAUAGGAAGUUCUAAAAGUUGUAAUUUCUAGACCCGAAAAAAAUGUUGACCUACAAGCAGUUUCGCCAUUGACAAAAUGCGUACCAUUUGUUCCAAAUGAAAAAAAUUCUGCAAUAUUGGCCCUAAUUGGAUGAUUCCUUCGACUAAUGAGAGCACAACUAAAAUUUGAAUGUUUUUUUGGUUACAAACAUAUUUUUCCUCAAUCAUUUUCAAUAAAAAAAAAUUUUCAAGAUUCAAAUCAACUUCACUUCUCAUUCCAAAAUACCUUUAUUCUUCCAAAAAUCAAGAACUUUUCCCCCAAACUGAAAUGCUCAUUAUUUUUUGGGACCAAGUCUUAUGAAUCCAAGCCGUCCAGUCUUCACAUAAGAAACAUUUACAUACCUCCCCGGAAAUAUCAGUCAAAUAUAAAUAAUUAUUUCCAGGUAUUCUCGCAACAUGAUGAAAUGGACCGGACACUCUCGCUUUUCUCCAUAUGAAACCAACGAUGUCCGAUAUCCAUCUUGGCACAAUGAUUUUGUUCAUCGUAAUGUCUAA